AUGUUUCUUACGCGUUCAGAGUACGAUCGGGGUGUUAAUACCUUCAGCCCUGAAGGUAGGCUGUUCCAAGUUGAAUAUGCUAUAGAAGCCAUUAAGUUGGGUUCCACUGCAAUCGGCAUUUGCACUUCUGAGGGUGUUGUAUUGGCGGUUGAAAAAAGAAUCACAUCACCUUUGAUGGAGCCGACAACAAUUGAAAAGAUCGUUGAAGUAGACCGCCAUAUCGCAUGUGCUGUUUCCGGGCUUAUGGCUGAUUCAAGAACAUUAAUUGAACGAGCUCGUGUAGAAUGCCAGAACCAUUGGUUUGUAUACAAUGAAAGGAUGAGCGUGGAGUCAUGUGCCCAGGCUGUGUCCAACCUGGCUAUUCAAUUUGGAGAUAGUGAUGAUGAUAGUGGUACUGCCAUGUCUCGACCAUUUGGUGUAGCUGUUAUGUUUGCAGGCAUUGAUGAGAAAGGACCUCAAUUAUUCCAUAUGGAUCCAAGUGGUACGUUUGUUCAGUAUGAUGCUAAGGCAAUUGGCUCAGGAAGUGAAGGAGCUCAGCAGAGUUUAAAGGAGGUGUACCACAAGUCCAUGACACUUAAGGAGGCAAUUAAGUCUGCAUUGACAAUUCUAAAGCAAGUAAUGGAAGAGAAAUUGUCAGAGAGUAAUGUGGAGGUUGUCACUAUGACUCCAGGGUCAAUGUUCCACAUGUUCUCCAGGGAACAACUGGCUGAGAUGAUUGCGGCAAAUCCUGAUCUCCAAUGGAGUGAGUCAAGUUCUAGAAAUACUUUGCAAGACUUCUCCCGCCUAAGAAUUUCAGGGCAAACUGCUUAA
This is a messenger RNA of Pieris macdunnoughi, 810 nucleotides long. Lineage: Eukaryota; Metazoa; Arthropoda; Insecta; Lepidoptera; Pieridae. The record is from the annotation of a GenBank genome assembly.